GCCCAAGUUUAUGUGUCAUGUAUUCUCAUGGAUGAAAAAACCGAACGGAAGCCAAAAUUCAUCGAUUUCAACUUUGAAGGACAAUAAGUACCCGGAUAAUGUUCCCUACCUCCUUGAAAUAAUUAUAAAAAGAGCUGUUGUAUAACUUCAAACCUCAAAACAAUCAUAGCAAAAUUCAUAUUCUUAACGCCACAGAUGUUUUGACCGCGACCUUGCAUGUGGUGUUGGGCAAAAAUCGUGAACACCCGAUUGGAAAACGAUGAGACUAUCAGCUGCAUGGUCAUUAUUGAUACACAGGUAUAAAUAUCAGAAGAAAAAUCCGGUUUCAAACAAGAGACACGGUGGAUCUCAAUCGACCAAGAGUGAAGCUCCAGAGCUUGCAUAAAACUCCAUCAUCAGCGAUCGGAGAACAACAUUGCCGGAGAAGAAAGUAAUUUCACAGUCGAGGUAUUUCGCUGGGUGUCCAGAAUGAUUGGAAAAAUACCCUUUUCUGUAGUGUUCAUUUCGACGCUGGUAGAAAUCCAAGUUGUUUGGGUUAUGUCACAAGAACUUCCAGUCCAGCACGGCGUCCAGUUUGUGGGAAUUGGCUACAACAUUUUAGAAGGGAAUCCUGAAGGGGGCGACUUGACCACUGGAGGGGUCGACCCCGGUCUUUUAGUCAGUCGGCGGAUCUUUCAGUUUACUUUUGACCAGGGGCACAAAACCGCCGACCAACUGAAUCGAAUUCCUGACGAAGUUGCGUUUGUCAGGCGAAGUAGCGCCUUCCAAAAAUCAUCCCUUACAACGUUCUAUGGUACGGAAAGCUACGCUUCAAAACUGGCUGCACAGGUUGAAGUAGGGGGUGGAUAUAAAGGCGCCACAGCUAGUGUUCAAUUUGCUGCAAGUGCUCGUUACCAAGAUGUGAAAAAGAAAACUUCUGGUAAGGGAUCAGUGUUCUUAAGCAAAGAGUCCAUAUCAAACUUUGGGGAAGCACGCUACAGGACAGAACUAUUGAGAACAGGGAAUCAUUUACUCACUACGGGCUUUGUGGCUGACGCGUGUCUGCUACCAGAAACCUAUACCGAAGAAACACAGCAGCAAUACAUGGAAUUUAUGGACGACUGGGGAACGCACGUUGUAAUUCGAGUCUCUCUGGGAAUGAAAGAAGGCGAACACUAUGAAGAAAAUCGAUCAUCCUUCGUCAACUUUGCAGCUACAAAUGUAGGAGGCAGCAUCUCUGCUUCUGGUGCCUAUAUGGGAUUCAGUGCGUCCUUAUCGGUAGAUAUGGAAUCUUUCAACAGUGAUAUGAAUAGUGACACUCAGUUCGGCAAGACGGGAUCAAGCUACAGGAUAGGAAGUGAGACAUUGAAUGAACCUAUAAGUAUCGAGCUGAUAGCCAUGCCGGAGAUCUUUGAGUCAGAAUACUGGACUGGAUUGGAUAACUAUAUAUCUAAAGAGCACUGUACUUCUUCUUUUAAUCCCGCUAAAGUGAAGGAAAACAUGGACAAGGCUUUGCUGGGGUUCGCCAAAUGGCGCGAAAUUGACAAUAGCACAAAUCCAUCCAUUAGAAUUCCUCUGACGUGGCCGGAUGGGAAGUAUGGCCUUCCUAGACCUUACAAUGGAUGCCCUUCAAGAGACUGGGAAAAGGGAUCUCGCUUGCAAGUAGGACUACCUAACAAUGAGAACAUCUUUAACAUUAUUGACACAAAUAUGUACUUUGCUGGUUGGGUUUGGACGGACACAUCGAGACAAGAAUUCUGCAUAAAAACCGUUCCAGAAAUCCAAGGUUCGAGAUGGCAGUGGCAGCCUGGUUCAUACUGCAUUUACCGAUACGGUUCAGGAUGCCCACAGGGCUUCACUUCUAGUUACAUAGACUGGAAUUAUGGGGAUGGCGUACAUUUGGUCGAUGAGGGCGUGGUUCCUGCUGGAACACAGACUAAACAAGAGUUCUGCUGCCGAGCAGAUAACGCCGCGUCACAGGCAAUAUACUUACCCACCGAUUCCAACUUUAUGCUAUUGACAGUAUAUGAUACCUGUCAACAAGUCAACGGUAUGAGUGUGAAAAAAGUGUGGCUUUACCUUGCGACUGACCAGACGACCGAACACGAGCCUCAGGACGGGGGUCCUGGGCCUAUGGUGGAUACAGAUAUAGUGACAUUAAACUUCUGCUACUACUACACUGAUUCUGAUGACAUUGUGUUCUCUAAUGAGAAAAAGGAUACACGGAUUAAAGUGGAGGCACAAAAAUUACUAAAUGCCAACGUAAACGCAGCAAUGGGAUGAUGGGGAUACAUGGGUAAUGGAUCACUACUAGAGCCUGUGAUAGUGGUGUGGACAGGCAGGGGGGGGGGGUGACCUUGUUGUAUCUGCCGACAAACUUCUCGAUGUUAUAGAAUUAUCAACACAUUGUUUAGUCCGACCGAGCCAAGCGAGCAAAGAAAAAACGUCUCCAUUUUCGUUGAGUGCCACAUUAUGGUACAUUAACAUCAAGAAUUGAAAACAAAAAACAUACAUAUAUAAAAAAAUGAAGAGAAAGAAAAAAGAUAAUUGAAACAAAAACUCAAAUCGGACACGGUAAUUCCAGGAGAGCGUAUUUUACAACGAUAAAUGUUAUCAAUCAUCAUGAUGAGAAUCACUGGAAGACAAAUUAUAUAUAUAAUCAAGGCAUUUAUUCAGGCAACAAAAGUCCUGUGUUGUAAUGAUGAUAAUAGUAGGGCCUAGAAAACGCCUUUCAUUAUCUGUACCAUAGCACUUUAGAGUUUACAUUGAAAAGGUUACAUUGAACACAAUAAAAUAUAUUAGAAAAAAUACUGUAGACCCAUGUUUUGUUGCCAUGCAGUAUUAUGAAUGUUUGCUUUCAAAGUAUUACACAGGUCCUCUAUAACUGGAAGGGAGAACUCACAUCCGUUUGUCGGAAAAUAUGAAUUAUCAGAAUAUCUUGAUUAACUUUUUGCAUGUCUAUUUAUAUCCUUUUGGUGAAUAAAUGGAUUGCUGGAGCGUCGCGCCAAAACGUAAAAAAAACCCUUUUUUUUUCUUCACAUUAUUUUGUCAUUUUUAUUUGGUUUUUAUCAGGUUAUUUCGUUAUUUUGGUGUUAUUAUAUGGUGAAUGUGUUUAUUCUAUGUUUUGUUAAUAACAAUUUUCUAAAUUGUUAAAUUAAGAUUGCUAGAGACAUGAAUUCAUGCAUGCAAUUCUGUGCUCACUUUAGACCAUAAUUAUUAUGGCACGAUAAACUUGUUGAUCUCCACACAACUUAGAAUAUAGGGUAUCCCUAGAAUUGUAGGUUAAUCACUCACAUAAUGAUAAAAGAAGAGGCUAAGAUUGAGUAUUGUUCCAUUUACACGCCACAGCAUACCUACUACCCUUUUUAAAUAUUUUUUCCUUUGAUUACUAGCUUCCAAUUAAUUCACUUUUGAUCAUAUUUUAUUGGGCAUGUUUGGUAUGAUUUCAUAGUGUAUUACAAUUUAAUCAAUGAAUAUUGUGAUUUUAAUGUAACUUUAUCUUUUAAGAUGAAAAUUUGCAAAUUUCUUGUGAAUUAUAGCACGAACAUAAUUAUUUGGCAGAAAUUUUAUACCCCAAGAUUUAUUUUAUUUCAUAUAAAAAUAAUUGUUUAGCUUUUAUCAUUAAUUUCAGGGGCGGAUCAAGAAAAUCUGUAAUGGGAGUGUGGCAUAGAAAGUUGAUCUAUUUUGCUUGGCAACGUAUUUUUUACAAAUAAAUACUGAAUGGAUUUCUAGAUGACAAAAAGGGGAGCACUUACCUAAUGUUUCCCAGGAUCCAUGCCUAAAUUAUUUCACUCUCUUUGUCUUAAUGAUUUUUAUUAAUUUCGAUCCAAUUAUUCUGUUUGAGAUGUUCCAUGGUUAUUUGUUAAAGUUUGAUCGUUAAGUUUAAGUUUCGGUUGAUCCACCUAAAUAGUUUUAUUAGACCACUUUUCAGUAGUGAGCUUAUUUUAAAGAAAUAAAUAAUAAAACAAACCCAGAGAAGAUGCUACAUAAUCAUCAAAGAACAAAAGUAAUAUUUACAAUGAUUGAACGAAACAAAAUGAUUUAACUGCCACUACACUAUUGUCACGUUUGUUAGGUUGGAAUGUUAGUUGUAAGUUAUUCAUGUCAUGGGACCUCUACAUAUCCAUUAUACUGUAUAUAUAUAUAUAUAUAUAAAUAUAUAUAUAUAUACAAAGUGUACUAUCUUGUUUUUCAUUAUACAAUUGCCAUGGCAACGCAAUAUACUUUAGAGGUUGAUCACACUCAAUAAUGUAUUUUAUAGACUAUACCCUCCACAUUGUAAGAAGAUGUUAAUCAUUUUAUUUUUAUGUUUUCGAUGACUGUUAUAUUCGGUCAUUUGACUUCCACUUUUAUAUUCCUCUUGUUUUUUUUUCCAAUCAAAGUUGGUGUUCGGUGAUAAUGUUCAUGUAGUAUUUCUGCAUUAAACAUGGU
Molecule: messenger RNA, 4410 nt
Organism: Lytechinus pictus (painted urchin)
Lineage: Eukaryota; Metazoa; Echinodermata; Echinoidea; Temnopleuroida; Toxopneustidae
Exons: 10
Coding region: 469-2262 (597 amino acids)
Source: RefSeq, a predicted model, not a curated record